CCUGAGAACCUAUUGCUGGCCAGUAAGAUGAAGGGAGCAGCGGUGAAGCUGGCAGACUUUGGCCUGGCCAUCGAGGUGCAGGGAGACCAACAGGCAUGGUUCGGUAAGACCACACAUACACACUCUUAUGGGAAAUAUGUCAUAAAAACAAACACUGAGUGCACCAAACAUUAUGAACUCUAUCCAUGACAUAGACUGACCAGGUAAAUCCAGGUGAAAGCUAUGAUCCCUUAUUGAUGUCACUUUUUUAAUCCAAUUCAAUCAGUGUAGAUGUAGGGGAGGAGACAGGUUAAAGAAGGAUUUUUAAACCUUGAGACAAUUGAGACAUGGAUUGUGUAUGUGUGCCAUUUAGAGGGUGAAUGGGCAAGACAGAAGAUUUAAGUGCCUUUGAAUGGGGUGUGGUAGUAGGUGCCAGGCCCACCGGUUUGUGUCAAGAACUGCUGCUGGGUUUUUCACGCUCAACAGUUUCCCAUGUGUAUCAAGAAUGGACAACCAGCCAACGGGGUGGGUGGGUGGGGGGGGGGGUGCAACUCAAUAUUAGUAAGAUGUUGUUCAUGUUUUGUACACUUUGUGUAUAUUUGGGUAACCAUCUGUUUUUGUUUUUUUCUGCCUGGCAGGUUUCGCAGGCACCCCUGGCUACCUUUCCCCUGAGGUCCUGAGGAAGGACCCCUAUGGCAAGCCUGUGGACAUAUGGGCCUGUGGUGAGCCUUUAACCUUUAACCUCUAACUGUAGGUGAAGAACAAAUAGAUGGGUUGGCUGACAACGUCACGAAAAUGAUAUGCGCGCGCAUCGAUGAACAGUCCGAUCAUGUAGCUAGCAACAAUGACAAGAAGCUGCCAUGUGGGGAAUCGUAGGUGGCUCGUUUCAGCUAGUUUUAUCUUGUUAUUGAUACCAUGUCUUGUUUUUAGGUGUUCUGACUGAAUUAAUGUCAAUACUAAUAUGGCUAAAAUUAGCAAGCUAGAUAACCAACAACUGUAACGAUGUAUUUGAGACAAGUGCUCAUUGUGCAACUGUAUGUUUUCAAUAAACAUUUGGAGACUAAAUAUAGGUUACAUAUUGUCAACAGUCUAAGCCAACCCUGUCUGUUUUGCCCCACAGUUACGCACACCUCUGUUUGGUUGCUAAACAACCAACCCGGCUAUAGCAAUCUAAAGAUGGGCUAUGGUGCAGAGAUCAUUUACAGAAAAUCUAACCAAUUUAAACGCUCUCUCUUUUUCUGUCUUUCUCUUGGUCUCUCUCUCUCUCUCUCUCUCUCUCUCUAGGUGUUAUUCUGUAUAUCUUGUUGGUUGGCUAUCCUCCAUUCUGGGAUGAAGACCAACACAAACUCUACCAGCAGAUCAAGGCUGGGGCCUAUGAUGUGAGUCUGUGUGUGUUUGCUUGUGUGUGUGUGUAGGGUGAAGUUUAGAGGUUGGCUGGUGAAUUUUUAAUAGUGUCCGAUUGAGAGCUGCACCCCAGCUAUUGAUCCUAUCAGCCUCCUGACGCAUUGCAGAGGGGUGUGUGCUUGUGUGUAAGGGGGUAUCCUCUCCUUGUCUCUAGUAUUCAGGUUACACAGUUAAUGAAGACUGGUACUGAGAUUUAACAUGGCAGACAUUCAUACACACACACACACACACACACACAAUCUGUGUUUGUUCAUUUUCAUGAGUCUAUUAUCAUUCUGAGUUGUAGGAAGACUUAUUGUUUACAUGAUAUGAAACAUGGUGAAGUACAUUUGUGUUACGUACAUAAUGCAAAUGAUGGUCUCUGUAUUUAUGUCCCUCUCUCCAUAUAUAAACUCAGCAAAAAAAGAAACGUCCCUCACUGUCAACUGCGUUUAUUUUCAGCAAACUUAACAUGUGUAAAUAUUUGUAUGAACAUAACGAGAUUCAACAACUGAGACAUAAACUGAACAAGUUCCACAGACAUGUGACUAACAGAAAUUGAAUAAUGUGUCCCUGAACAAAGGGGGGGGUCAAAAUCAAAAGUAACAGUCAACAUCUGGUGUGGCCACCAGCUGCAUUAAGUACUGCAGUGCAUCUCCUCCUCAUGGACUGCACCAGAUUUGACAGUUCUUGCUGUGAGAUGUUACCCCACUCUUCCACCAAGGCACCUGCAAGUUCCUGGACAUUUCUGGGUGGGAAUGGCCCUAGCCCUCACCCUCCGAUCCAACAGGUCCGAGACGUGCUCAAUGGAAUUGAGAUCCGGGCUCUUCGCUGGCCAUGGCAGAACACUGACAUUCCUGUCUUGCAGGAAAUCACGCACAGAACGAGCAGUAUGGCAUGUGGCAUUUCAUGCUGGAGGGUCAUGUCAGGAUGAGCCUGCAGGAAGGGUACCACAUGAGGGAGGAGGAUGUCUUCCCUGUAACGCACAGCGUUGAGAUUGCCUGCAAUGACAACAAGCUCAGUCUGAUGAUGCUGUGACACACUGCCCCAGACCAUGACGGACCCUCCACCUCCAAAUCGAUCCCGCUCCAGAGUACAGGCCUCGGUGUAACGCUCAUUCCUUCAACGAUAAACGCGAAUCCGACCAUCACCCCUGGUGAGACAAAACCGCAACUCGUCAGUGAAGAGCACUCUUUGCCAGUCAUGUCUGGUCCAGUGACGGUGGGUUUGUGCCCAUAGGUGACGUUGUUGCCGGUGAUGUCUGGUGAGGACCUGCCUUACAACAGGCCUGCAAGCCCUCAGUCCAGCCUCUCUCAGCCUAUUGUGGACAGUCUGAGCACUGAUGGAGGCAUUGUGCGUUCCUGGUGUAACUCGGGCAGUUGUUGUUGCCAUCCUGUACCUGUCCCGCAGGUGUGAUGUUCGGAUGUACCAAUCCUGUGCAGGUGUUGUUACACGUGGUCUGCCACUGCGAGGACGAUCAGCCGUCCGUCCUGUCUCCCUGUAGCGCUGUCUUAGGCGUCUCACAGUACGGACAUUGCAAUUUAUUGCCCUGGCCACAUCUGCAGUCCUCAUGCCUCCUUGCAGCAUGCCUAAGGCACGUUCACGCAGAUGAGUAGGGACCCUGGGCAUCUUUCUUUUGGUGUUUUUCCAGAGUCAGUAGAAAGGCCUCUUUAGUGUCCUAAAUUAUCGUAACUGUGACCUUAAUUGCCUACUGUCUGUAAGCUGUUAGUGUCUUAACGACCGUUCCACAGGUGUAUGUUCAUUAAUUGUUUAUGGUUCAUUGAACAAGCAUGGGAAACAGUGUUUAAACCCUUUACAAUGAAGAUCUGUGAAGUUAUUUGGAUUUUUACUAAUUAUCUUUGAAAGACCGGGUCCUGAAAAAAAAACCGUUUCUUUUUUUGCUGAGUUUAUAUAUCUCGCUCUCUCUCUAGUUUCCCUCUCCAGAAUGGGACACUGUUACUCCAGAGGCUAAGAACCUGAUUAACCAGAUGUUGACUAUUAACCCUUCCAAGAGAAUCACUGCUGAUCAGGCUCUCAAACACCCAUGGAUCUGCGUAAGUACACAUACACCUGUAUAUACACACACAGGCACACAAAAUCACACAAACCACACAUACUGCUUUGUAUAUUGUGUAUAGGGUUGCAAAGGGUGGGUUUAUUACUGUUUAACUUUUAUAGUUAACCUGUAGUACCAGAAUUGUUUUAACUUUCAAGGAUUUUAUGGAAUUUUAUCACCACAUGUAGUGGCCUUUUUGGGUACUUCAGAUUAUCACAGAUUAGCGCUCUGUGUGGCCUUAUCACAUUUAAAAUAUAUAAAAUAAUCAAAUAAGAUGAUUUAAAAAGAAGUAAAACAUUAUCGUAAAUAUAAACCAUCAACCUAGUGAGUACCAUUGGUGUUUAAUUUGAAGUUUCCGGCAUUAAAUAUCCUUUAUACACUGCUCAAAAAAAUUAAGGGAACACUAAAAUAAUACGUCCUAGAUCUGAAUGAAUGAAAUAAUCUUAUUAAAUACUUUUUUCUUUACAUAGUUGAAUGUGCUGACAACAAAAUCACACAAAAAUUAUCAAUGGAAGUCAAAUGUAUCAACCCAUGGAGGUCUGGAUUUGGAGUCACACUCAAAAUUAAAGUGGAAAACCACACUACAGGCUGAUCCAACUUUGAUGUAAUGUCCUUAAAACAAGUCAAAAUGAGUCUCAGUAGUGUGUGUGGCCUCCACGUGCCUGUAUGACCUCCCUACAACGCCUGGGCAUGCUCCUGAUGAGGUGGCGGAUGGUCUCCUGAGGGAUCUCCUCCCAGACCUGGACUAAAGCAUCCGCCAACUCCUGGACAGUCUGUGGUGCAACGAGACAUGAUGUGCUCAAUUGGAUUCAGGUCUGGGGAACGCGCAGGCCAGUCCAUAGCAUCAAUGCCUUCCUCUUGCAGGAACUGCUGACACACUCCAGCCACAUAAUAAUAUAAUAAUAAUAAUAAUAAUAUGAGGUCUAGCAUUGUCUUGCAUUAGGAGGAACCCAGGGCCAACCGCACCAGCAUAUGGUCUCACAAGGGGUCUGAGGAUCUCAUCUCGGUACCUAAUGGCAGUCGGGCUACCUCUGGCGAGCACAUGGAGGGCUGUGCGGCCCCCCAAAGAAAUGCCACCCCACACCAUGACUGACCCACCGCCAAACCGGUCAUGCUGGAGGAUGUUGCAGGCAGCAGAACGUUCUCCACGGCGUCUCCAGACUCUGUCACGUGCUCAGUGUGAACCUGCUUUCAUCUGUGAAGAGCACAGGGCGCCAGUGGCGAAUUUGCCAAUCUUGGUGUUCUCUGGCAAAUGCCAAACGUCCUGCACGGUGUUGGGCUGUAAGCACAACCCCCACCUGUGGACGUCGGGCCCUCAUACCACCCUCAUGGAGUCUGUUUCUGACCGUUUGAGCAGACACAUGCACAUUUGUGGCCUGCUGGAGGUCAUUUUGCAGGGCUCUGGCAGUCCUCCUCCUUGCACAAAGGUGGAGGUAGCGGUCCUGCUGCUGGUUGUUGCCCUCCUACGACCUCCUCCACGUCUCCUGAUGUACUGGCCUGUCUCCUGGUAGCGCCUCCAUGCUCUGGACACUACGCUGACAGACACAGCAAACCUUCUUCCACAGCUCGCAUUGAUGUGCCAUCCUGGAUGAGCUGCACUACCUGAGCCACUUGUGUGGGUUGUAGACUCCGUCUCAUGCUACCACUAGUGUGAAAGCACCGCCAGCAUUCAAAAGUGACCAAAACAUCAGCCAGGAAGCAUAGGAACUGAGAAGUGGUCUGUGGUCACCACCUGCAGAACCACUCCUUUAUUGGGGGUGUCUUGCUAAUUGCCUAUAAUUUCCACCUGUUGUCUAUUCCAUUUGCACAACAGCAUGUGAAAUUUAUUGUCAAUCAGUGUUGCUUUCUAAGUGGACAGUUUGAUUUCACAGAAGUGUGAUUGACUUGGAGUUACAUUGUGUUUAAGUGUUCCCUUUAUUUUUUUGAGCAGUGUAUUUGUUUUACACACUUAGUACAAUAAAUAUGUAAAUAUGUCUUUGUUGUACAUGUUUUGGUGCCAAACUGGUGGCAGUUUUGAAAAAAGUCAAUAGUUGGAAGAGUUGCGGAGUUAAUUGAAAAUAAUGCAAUUUUUGAUUAGAUGAUUUAGGCUAUUUUCUCUUGAACCAUAUGGCCUAUUAGAUAACCAUGGACAAUAUGGACACAGAUAUAAAAACGUAAUAUUAUAUAUGAAUACAUUUUUCAUAAAUAUUCCACUAUACAUUUCCCAAAUUGCCAUAGAUGAUUAUAAAUUCCGGUAACUUUGGUAAAUUACCGGUAGUUUUGCAACCCUAAUUGUGUAAUACUUCUCUCUCCCCUCCUAUAGCAACGUUCCACCGUGGCGUCUAUGAUCCACAGACAGGAGACAGUGGAAUGUCUGCGCAAGUUCAACGCUCGGAGGAAGCUCAAGGUACACUACUGCUACUACCACUACCCCCACACCUUACAUCGCUCCUCCUCUUCUUCUCUACCCCUACACCUCACCUUCUCCUCUACCCCUACACCUCACCUUCUCCUCUACCCCUACACCUCACCUUCUCCUCUACCCCUACACCUCACCUUCUCCUCUACCCCUACAUCUCACCUUCUCCUCUACCCCUACACCUCACCUUCUCCUCUACCCCUACACCUCACCUUCUCCUCUACCCCUACACCUCACCACCUCCUCUACCCCUACACCUCACCUUCUCCUCUACCCCUACACCUCACCUUCUCCUCUACCCCUACACCUCACCACCUCCUCUACCCCUACACCUCACCACCUCCUCUACCCCUACACCUCACCACCUCCUCUACCCCUACACCUCACCUUCUCCUCUGGCUCACUCUACACCUCUUCUCUAUACCUCCUUUUCUCAUCUUUCUCUAUUCCUUCUUUAUUUACACUCAUCCUUCUGCUCCCUAUAAACCUCUCCUCCUAGACCACAUCCUUCUCUCUCCUUUUCUCCUCAUUACCCCCCCCCUUUUAACUCCCCUUUUCCUAUCAUCUGUCUUUAUUACUCAUCUCUCCUUUCUCUCUCUCUGUCUUUCCUUUCCUAGGGAGCGAUCCUCACCACCAUGCUGGUGUCCAGAACCUUCUCAGGUGGGUGUGUUUCCUCCCUCGCUCCAGUUACAGAGUGAGGGGGGAGGACAGAUGGAGCUCUACUCCCUCCUUCCCUCUACUCCUCGGUGGAGUCCACCUAAUGUAGGUUUUUAGGCCAAGUGUGUGUGUGAGUACUCAACGAAGUGUGUGUUCAGGACACAUGUUCUGAAGGAGAGGAGUAGGUGAAAGGAGCUCCUCUGCAAGUUCUGACCAGAUGUCAUAAGGUGUCAGUACAAGGAGGUGCUAGAAGGAGGUCAUUGAUUCUAGAAUUUCAGAAUGUAGUAUUUCCAGCAUUACUGUGUUUUUAGAUUCUGUGUGUUCUAUAUCUAUGUCUCUAACGCCCCUCUCCCUCCCCUUGCCGGCUCUAGAGUGGGUGUGUGCGUGACAGAGCCUUAGAGGUUGUGUAAGGUUCACUCAGGAUUGCUGUAGUGUGGUGGAUGUCUGUGUGGUGUGACAAAGGGCACUAUUUAAGGCUCUACUUUCACUCUUCUGCUACUUAAGAUGAUUAGGGAAGAAGUAGGGAUGUAAGGAUUCACCAAUAGGCAUCGGUUACCGAUUCUAAUGUUUAACAUAGGACUGCAUCGGUCCACGGAUCCCAAACCGAUCCAAAUGUAUCAUGCAUCAGGCAGAAAAUCGAUUCAAGCGUUACGCGUUUUUUGCUCAUAUUAGUUUCUUUCUACAACUGAUGCAUCCUCUCCUUCAGUGUCGAACUAAGCAUGUAAUUGCGUUGACAGUCAUUGAUCUACAAGUCAUUUUGCAUGCCGAACAAGCACAGGCAAUAUCAGUAGCCUAGUCAAACUGUGCACUGUGCCCAGCUUCGCACGGUAGGCGGCCUGUUCCUGAUCUUGCACAUUUGCGCGGCACCCAAAGCAUUCAAAUGCUAAAAUGGCUUGCGUGAUAUUAGGCUUUAUUAGUUAAGUGACAACCUAUGUAAUUUGCUAGCUUAUUGUUAUCUAUGCGCUGUUAAAAAAAUAUGUUUUACCGGAAUAAAAGUAAGCUACCUGAGACACAACUCUCAUCUGCUGAAUGGGGCUUACAAUAUAUUUUAUUUUGAUUGUUCAGGUUCAUCAGUAAUAGUUUUGGUAGUUUUGCUUUAAACAAUCAGUGUGUAUGGUCAUUUUUAGAUAUACAGGGUGAAGUUGAUAAUUUCAUAACGAAGACAGCAAUCACUUUGCGAGGCACCGCAUGGCGAAAGCGGGAGGAGAAAAGAAGCUCACUAAAAACGUCGUCCAAAUGGUCAAAACCAUUAGAUUUUGAGAUGAGGGUGGAAUCCAAAGUUGUGCUAUAUAUUAAUUGGCGAUCUCAUAGCUAAUUUGUAAAUGAUAAAUAUUGAUACAUUACUAGCUCAAAAACAUAAUCUGCAAAUAAGUUAAUUAGUGGGUGAUGGUGAUUUCAGAACCAAAGUGGGGGGACACAAAACAUUGGCUACAUUGCCCCCCCCCCCUUAAUCUGAUAGUGGGGUGGUAGAUGCCUAGUCUUAUGGCUCAUAUCUCAGGUGCCUACAUAUACAUACACCAUAGACAUGCAUCAUUUGCACACGCACACAGACAGAGAAGUCCGCUCAGACAGAUCCAGGUCAGAGAGGCCAAAGUUCAGGAGAUCCAUCCGCAGCAGAUUUUAAUUUAGAAUGGAAAAUGAAUGUGUUUAUGCAACAAAUGUUAGUGCAUCGAACCUAAUCGCCUCGAUUUGCUCUCUAAUCAAAUCUGAUUGUUUCAAACUAAAACGUAUUGGAGCACAUGUAUCUAGAUGUGUGUCGGAUCGUCUUGAAAUGGAAAGAUGCACAUCCCUAGGGUGAAGACCUGGCCUUAAAGGAAAAGGAUAUUUGCGUCCUAAAUGGCAUCCUACUCCUCGUAUAGUGCACUACUUUUGGCUACUAUAUGGACAAUAGGGUGUCAUUUGAGAUUGGUCACUGUAUUGGGUUAGGCCAGCCUAGAUUUGAAUAGCUCCUCCCAACCUGAGUAUUUCUGUCCAAUAGUGGGCCGGCAGCAUACCAACCCUGCUGCUGUGUCCUCCGCCGCCUCGCUGGCGCAGGAAGGUACGUCACAGAGACACGCCCUCUUACUUCCUCUACACACACUUCAUGCUUCCUGUCUAAGCCCCUCCCACUUCAUUCUAUAAGGGAGCACCAUGUAUUUUUUUACUUCUAAAGAGGAUCACCAGGUUAUCUGGCCCCUUUCUUUCUUGAAUGCAGCUCACACUAGCCUCAAACACACACACACGCACACACUCACGUGAGACCAUAUGGAUGUUUUUAAGGAUGACGCUAAUACCAUGGACACAGGCUAAACACAUCUAAAACUACACAUACUCUGUCAACAAUACCACUCAGCCUCAUAUCAACAUCAGAAAUCAUCAAAUGUAUUAGCCUUACCAUAUCAACUCCCCCUCCCCACCCUCCUCCUUUGGUUACGGCCAUGAGAGGGGGUUGGGGGGGAGGGAUGGGGGGGGGGGGGGGGGGGCGUGUAUCUGUGGCGACUGACUGACUGGGGGAUGGACAGGAGCAGGGGAGGCAUGCUGCCAUCGUCUGACCUGGGUAAAGAGGGGGGAGAGUGGGUGGACUAAGGUCAGCGAUCCCAUGCGGACUUGGAAACAGUAUAAUGUUUCUGAAAGGCUCUGGAAUGGUUGGAUAGGUGCAAGCAAUAUAGCGAAUUCCACCCAGCCUAUCAUAGGGCAAAGUGGAGCUACUACCAUAUUAUUUACACCUAUCAAAUCCUUUCAGAUCUACACAAGUGUCUCUAGGAUGUAGGGUAAUAGUAGUGUUGAACCAAUAAGAAAGGGGCAGGAGUUGGUGUCUCCCCUGAGUGUGUGAUUGGUGCUCUGUGGUUCUGCAUGAGGAUGAUUGACAUUGCUGUAUGCUAGAACCCUCCAAUCACAGGGCUCUCCUCUGAGAGUGGACCAAUCGCCUGCCAGUAAGUCCUGAAGACUGAUGACAUCAUCGCCCUAUGAAAGGCAUCUGCAGCUUAGCCUCCCCGCGAUGUCACUGCUUGCCCCUCCCUUCCACUGUGUAUGGCUGAGGCGGACUUUGCUCUCUGCUUAUGACGCUCUGUCUUACCCAAUCACAUCGUCACACUGUAGCCCAGACAAAUUACAGUCAAUACAAGAUGUCAAGUGUGAACAAUGUGGCUGUGUUGCCUUGCUGCAUGUGGACUUGUAUUCCCUAUACAAUCCGUUUCCCUUCCCAUCUCCCUGAAGUGUGCACUUGUUCACUUUCCCUCCCAGAUGUAAAAGGAUUGGACUGGUAUGAGUGCACACUUGGACACUUACAAGUUACUUCCUCCCUUCCUGUCUUCCUUGAAAUAGCCACUAAUCUGAGGUGACUGGACAGUUGAAAGGGAAGAUGUUAUUAGACAAUGGCCACGUUCUAGGCUAACUGCAUUGCAAAUGCCUGCCUGCCAUAUCUCAGGUGUUUAUCAUGUCAGCUAAUCUGAUGCUGGACUGUGAGGAUGUGGCAUGCAGCCAUUGGUUGAUGCAAUGCAACAUUGCAAUGUAGUCGGCUUGGGGCGCGACCAAUAUGUCCGAUUGCGACUAUGUUGAGGAAGUUAGGGGAGGAUGCAUUUUGAAGAUGUUGGACUGGGGACCAUGCUUGCCCGCCCUGUGGGUAGCUGGGUAGAAGACGUGGCAGGUGUCAAAGGUUAAUCAAUCAAGGCCCAGCUCUGUUCUGCUGUUUGCUGAAUGGAAGCUAUGCACCUUGGGAACUGUAGUUGAUGUGGAUGCUGCAUGGCUGGUCCGCUGUGUGUUCCAGCCGUUCCUCUGCAUGAUGUAAAGUGCAUGGCAUGGAACAGCUCUGAUCAAGGCUGCAACCCCAAGUUCGGAGCAGCUCAGUCUGCUCCACCCGCCGCUCCGCUAGGGAGCAGCACUGUCCCUGUCAAUACCGCCACACAGCACAGUAAGAACACACACACACCAGCAGUGCACAAACCACCACUGACAACUGAUGCCAGCUGCCUAAAACAUCUGCCUCCCUCCCUCCCUCCCUCCUUCUUUCUCACUGAUAAUGCUCCACUGAGACUUCUCUUUCCAUCUCUUUUCUUCCUCCUCUCUCCUACUUGUUAACGGAAGGUAAGGAACCCCAAGAGAAUGCAUUCAUCUCAGAAUUGUGUGUGUGCCAGUAAUACUUUUAAAAGCAGUAGUGACAGCAGCAAAGUGAAGAGCUUUAGAUGAGACCAGAGUGAGAGGACUGACUGACUGGAGCCUCCUAAAAGAAAUCAAUAGUUUACAUUAACCUGACUUAUCAUCCGCCUGUCUCUUCUCUUCCAUUCCCCCUGAAGUGUGCACUUGUUCACUCCCCUUUGUGGAAUAGAAUGUCUCUGGUGUCAGGAAUAUGGUGGAAAACGCCUUUAGUCCAUAUUUACACCAAUCCAAUGCUUUUAAAUCCAUGAAAAUGUAGUUAUUAAGUACACACUGCCGGCAGAAGGUGUAGAGAAUCAGACUGCAGUCUAGGAGUGGUUGUUGCUUGACUGGUGUGUUGCAUAAUGUGGGGACCAGGUUGAAUGAAUGUGAGUGAAGUGACUGGAGAGAUGUUUGAAGUCCAGUGCAACUCUAUUCUUAUGCUUUAUUCCCCUCUCUUUACAGCAUGCAAAAGUUUACUUAACAAGAAUGCGGAUGCUGCUAAGGUAAUGGGUUAAAUCUGAUGUCAUGUAGCUGUCACACUCUCUCCCUCUUCCUCUCUACCCCCCUCUCUCUCUCUUUGGCUCACAUGGGUAGUGAAGAGAUUAUUUUAUUUGAUUACUUGAUUUAGUGGAGAAUUAAAGGCUGUUGUAUUUAUAAGAGAAAUUAAGAUAUUACUCUCUUCAGUUAGUUAAUUUUGUUGUGUGUCUCAGCCCACGACCAACAACAACAGUAAGAACAGCAUCGUGAGCGCCAUCAAUGCCAUGAAGGACAACAGCAUGGCUGCCUCACAGAUGGUACAGAAACUUAACCUCCUCUCGUCCCCCUUUCCCCUCCUCCUGGUCUCCUCGCCUCCCUCCAUUACCCUCAUCGUGUCUCCCUUCCUAGAACCCUAACUCGCCCCCUAACCUCCAUUCUCUUCCUAGUGGUCUUUUGUCUGUGUGUGCUGGAGUCUAAGAUUGUUUCAUGUUUGACCCUUCACAAACCUCUAACCCCUUCCCACACCAGCCUACAUCUUAAUAUCAACUCAAACCCUAACCCCCAGGCACUUGUACAGACCUGUGUGUGUAACCAGACCUUUUUCAUUAACUCUAUGCUCCCCUUCUACCAGGAAUCUCAAAAUACAGUGGUUGCUGCUGAUGGGAUCAAGGUAAGGGUGUUUGUGUGCAGAGGUGGUGAGUCUUAAUCAUAUGUUGUUAAUUUAUGUGUUGUUAAUCUCUCGCUCUCUCUCUCUAGGGUUCUACAGAGAGUUGCAACACAAAUGAGGAUGAGGAUAUGAAAGGUAGGGAAAUUACUCAAUCUUUGUCUCUUCCCCGCUUGGCUGCUCUUCUCUCUCCUUUUGCUUUGUUCUCUCUCUGUGAUCUAACCAUAUAGAUUCUGAUAGGGAUGAUCUGCCUGUGCUCGAUAGUUAGCAGUUUGCUAAGGUUUGUGUGUGUGACUCACCCGUGUAUGUGUGUGUGUACGUGCGUGCCUAUGUGUUUGUGUGUGCCUGUGUCCAUGUGUGUUCUUAUCUAGCGGACAGCGUUGUGAUGAUGAGUCAGGGCAGUGCUACAGAGGAGAUGCCCUCCCUACUGACAUCGUCUGACAACUCGCCUGCCAGUAAGUGUUUUCACGGCAACCACAACCUUUCGGGGUCGUCCCUGGCAAAGACCCCACACUUCCUGACCCCUGACCUUUGUGCCUCUUUUCCACUGUGCAUCUCCGACCUGUGUGUGUAUGUCUAGCCCUCUUUUUUUCCUAGCAUCCAACAUUGGGAACAUCUCCUCUAUACCCUUUUUUCUUGCUGAAUCCCAAACCAGUCCCUUCCCCUUACUUUCGCCCCUCUGCCCUCCAUUUGCAAGUUCAUACUUGCCUCCACCACAUGCACAAGUGCCCCAAAGCUGAGCAGUGUUUCCACUAUAGACAUUUAGCAAAAAAAAAUCUGCCAAGACACGCUUUUAAGAUGAGUGACAAGUUGCUACAAGUUCCAAAUCUUCCUCAGAUUCUCACCAGAUUGUCAGAGAAACCUCCAUGGUAACUAGCUAGCUAGCUUGUGAUCCUGGAAGGGUAGCCAACCCUAUUAAGAGAUGUAUGUAAAUUAGUGGAGGGGGUGGGGGAAUCAAUACAGUUACAUGUUGCAAUAUUACUUUUGGACGAUAUAGCUUGUUUUCUUUUUUUAAUAGUGAGCCAACAUAUUUCAGCACUUUUAUUUCCCUGACUGAUCAAAAGUCGUUUUCUCAUGCUUUCUCUUAUCUCUCUGCAGCAGACAUGUAGUGAGCAAUAUGUUUGGAACAUCAAAUCGCAAAAUAAAAUAGCAGUAUCAAAUCGCUAUACAAAUCAUAUUGGCACCUAAGUAUCUUGAUAAUAUUGUAUCGUGAGGUCCCUGGCAAUUCCCAGCCCUAAUGAUUAGCUAAGAUACAUUAACGUUACGCUAGCAAAAUUAUUUGGGGAGUUGAGAUGGGAUCGGCUGGUGAUGUCAUUGAGAUGAACAGAUAAAAUGUAACUCCUCGAUUUUCAGAUGAGUUUCAAAGAAGGAUAACAAUUACAUUUAUGCAUUUUGGAGUAGAUUUUCCUUUUGAAAAAAGUCGGCAGAAGUAACCUUCAGUCGUGCAACAAACAACAAAAAACAUACUGCCCCAGGAAGACCCCCACCCCCACCACCUCUACGUCUACCACUGCUGCUGAAAAAGAUCCUUGCUCUGCUCAGGGAGUGAAAAUUAUAGAGGAUUUAGGGGCUAAUUGGACGCUUAAGAUAGACACUUCGAUUUCAUACAAAAGAAUGGAGGUGUGCCUAAUUAUAUGUCCCUUGCAUUCGUUUGUCUGAUUUCAAGGCUUGCCACGUGACAAAAUGUAAUACCUCCCAAAUGUAAAUAUUUCACUGUUACUGAAGUUUAUAUAUUAUAAAACAACAAGGGGAAUUUGUAUUUUUUUUAAAUUAAUGCUUGUUUUAUUAUUUAAGUGUAAAACAUGAAUUGCAUCAUUUAAUUAAUGAGUGUGUCCCGAAGUUGAUGGCUUUAUUUGAUUUUUCACCACUCUGAAAGUCACCCUCCUGAGUUUUGUCAAACACGUGACAACCGGAGGGCCCUCAGAGCGAGUUGGUUGGGCCGAGGGGUUGGUUUGGUAUUCAUAGUCUCUCUUUAUCCAUCUUCACUGCGUCCUGAGAAACGGGAUAAGAGUGCCCCCCACUCCUUUUCCUACAGUUGUGUGUCUCUCUCCAUCAGGGGAUGGUGAAGGAGAAGAGUCUCCUACUCUUAUUCCUCUCUCUUCCUCUUCCUGUGUUCUAGUGUUAUCCUUCCCUCUCUUCCUCUUCCUGUGUUCUAGUGUUAUCCUUCUCUCUCUUCCUCUUCCGGUGUUCUAGUGUUAUCCUUCUCUCUCUUCCUCUUCCGGUGUUCUAGUGUUAUCCUUCUCUCUCGUCCUCUUCCUCCCUCACAGAGUUGACCUGCUCUCUUUUUUUCUUUUCUUUUUUCUCUCAAAACGCUGCUCUCCUAUUGGCCAGUGCUCAUACAGGCUCUCUACAUUUCAUAGAGAGAAGCGUGUUUCUGCACUGUGGUAGAAUAUAAUAGAGUAAAGUAGAGCAGGGAAUGAAGGGACAUGUAGUUUAAUAUCAUGAUCUAGUCAGUACAUUUCUUCCCCAUCAGCUGAGCUUCUCAUAGCCCCUCCAUCCCCCCCACCCCCCAAACGGUCUGUCUGUUUCAAUAUCUUAACGAACUAACAUCCAUCAUUACUGUUCCUUCAUGUUGUGUGUGUGUAUAAGUGGUAUGCAUGUGUCUAACUGCAUGUGUAUGUGUGUGUGUGCGGCAUGUGUGCACGUGUCUGUGUGUGUUGACCAUGCGUUGUGUGUUCCAGCUGUUCCUCUGCAUGAUGUAAAGUGCAUGGCGUGGAACAGCUCUGAUCAAGGCUCCAACCCCGAGUCGGGGCAUGCUCAGUCUGCUCCCCCUGCCGCUCUGCUAGGGAGCAACACUGUCCCUGUCACAGUCAAUACCACCACACAGCACAGUAAGAACACACAGAGAGCGAGAGAGACACCGUUACAUACACUCACACAAGGGAGAUGUGCACACCACAUAGUAACACACACUUCAGACACACUUCAACACACACACUUCAGUGUAAGAGAACAGACACACAAACUCAUGACAGAGUUGGAGCACACACUAGUAUGGAGUUGUCCAUUGUUAGCUGUCAGAGAGAGAAAGGAGAGUGGUAGAGAGAGUGUGAAGACAGAGAAAAAGAGCGAGGGGAGACAGUACAGCUAUAGUGGAGGGUGAGUAGUAAAGUAGCUCCUAUUUAGCUAGACUGCAGAAUUUCCAUCUCUUUUUUCUUUCUCUCUCCCUCUAUUGUUCUUUCUCUCUCUCUCUCCCUCUAGCUCGUAAGCAGGAGAUCAUCAAGAUAACUGAACAGCUGAUUGAAGCCGUGAACAAUGGAGACUUUGAGGCCUACACGUGAGUACAACUACAUCGUUUCGCACGUAUAAUUACUGAAUUACUAUCAUUAGCCUAACAUUGUUUCUCUCUCUCUUUCUGUCUCUUUCUCUCUUGCUCGCUCUUCUCCUCCCCGCAUCAGGAGGAUAUGUGAUCCAGGUCUAACCUCCUUUGAGCCUGAAGCUCUGGGGAACCUGGUGGAGGGCAUGGACUUCCACAAGUUCUACUUUGAAAACCGUGAGUCUCUCACUUUCGUUCUGUCACAUACAGUACAAGUAUUCAGACCCCUUGACUUUUUCCACAUUUUGUUUACGUUACAGCCUUAUUCUAAAAUUGAUUAAAUUGUUUUUUUUCCCACAUCAAUCUACAUAAUGACAAAGCAAAAACAGGUUUUUAGAAAUGUUUGCAAAUGUAUUAAACAUAAAAAACAGAUACCUAAUUUACAUAAGUAUUCAGACCCUUUUGCUAUGAGACUCGAAAUUGAGCUCCAGUACAUCCUGUUUCCAUUGAUCAUCCUUGAGAUGUUUCUACAACUUGAUUGGCGUUCCACCUGUGGUAAAUUGAAUUGAUUGGACAUGAUUUGGAAAGGCACACACCUGUCUAUAUAAAGGUCCCAGAGUUGACAGUGCAUGUCAGAGCAAAAACCAAGCCGUGAGGUCGAAGGAAUUGUCCGUAGAGCUCCGAGACAGGAUUGUGUCGAGGCACAGAUCUGGUGAAGGGUACCAACAAAUUCUGCAGAAUUUAAGAUCCCCAAGAACAGUGGGCUACAUCAUUCUUAAAUGGAAGAAGUUUGGAACCACCAAGACUCUUCCUAGAACUGGCCGCCCGGCCAAACUGAGCAAUCGGGGGAGAAGGGCCUUGGUCAGGGAGGUGACCAAGAACCUGAUGGUCACUCUGACAGAGCUCUAGAGUUCCUCUGUGGAGAUGGUUGUCCUUCUGGAAGGUUAUCCCAACUCUGCAGCACUCCACCAAUCAGGCCUUUAUGGUAGAGUGGCCAGACAGUAAAAGGCACAUGACAGCCCGCUUGGAGUUUGCCAAACGGCACCUAAAGGACUUUCAGACAAUGAGAAACAAGAUUCUCUGGUCUGAUGAAACCAAGAUUGAACUCCUUGGCCUGAAUGCCAAGUGUCACGUCUGGAGGAAACCUGGCACCAUCCCUACGGUGAAGCAUGGUGGUGGCAGCAUCAUGCUGUGGUACAUAGAGUACAUAGAAAUCCUUGAUGAAAACCUGCUCCAGAGCGCUCAGGACCUUCCACUGGGGCGAAGGUUCACCUUCCAAAAGGACAACGACCCUAAGCAAACAGUCAAGACAACGCAGGAGUGGCUUUGGGACAAGUCUGAAUGUCCUUGAGUGGCCCAGCCAGAGCCCGGACUUGAAGCUGAUCGAACAUCUCUGGAGAGACCUGAAAAUAGCUGUGCAGCGACGCUCCCCAUCCAACCUGACAGAGCUUGAGAGGAUCUGCAGAGAAGAAUGGGAGAAACUUCCCAAAUACAGGUGUGCCAAGCUUGUAGUGUCAUACCCAAGAAGACUCUAGGCUGUAAUCACUGCCAAAUGUGCUUCAAGAAAGUGCUGAGUAAAGGGUCUGAAUACUUGUAUUUUGUAUUUUUAAUAAAUUAGAAAAAUAUUCUACAAACCUGUUUUGCUUUGUCAUUAUUGGUUAUUGUGUGAAGGUUGAUGAGGGGGAAAAAAACAAUAUAAUCAAUUUUAGGCUGUAACGUAACAAAAUGUGGAAAAAGUCCAGGGGUCUGAAUAAUUUGCGAAUGCACUGUACAUACAUACAUACGAGUUCAGCAGAAAGAUCCAAACAUGUUUUAUCUUUGUGUGUGUUCCUACAGUGCUGAGUAAGAACAGUAAGCCGGUCCACACCACCCUGCUGAACCCCCACGUUCACCUGAUUGGAGAGGAGGCUGCCUGCAUCGCCUACAUCCGCCUCACGCAAUUCGUCGACAGUCAGGGACGCCCCCGCUCCAGCCAAUCGGAAGAGACCAGGGUGUGGCAUCGCCGCGACAGCAAGUGGCUCAACGUCCACUUCCACUGCUCUGGGGCUCCGGCCGCACCGCUGCAGUGA
Molecule: messenger RNA, 17052 nt
Organism: Coregonus sp. 'balchen'
Lineage: Eukaryota; Metazoa; Chordata; Actinopteri; Salmoniformes; Salmonidae
Source: the annotation of a GenBank genome assembly